AUAGGCUGGAGGGAGGCAGCUGUUGCCAUUAUUUUAUCCGCCAGCUCAGAUACAUCAGCGGCUUCACCCUUCCUGGAGAGGAAAAAAAAAAGAUGAGACUUUCACCAUCAUCAUAGACAAACAGCACUGAAAGAAAUUUAUCCAGAAAAAAGUGAUAUCAAAUGGUACAGAAAAGUAGUAUGUCCAGGACGCCUUCGACCUCAACCCAGGAGAUCCAAAUGGACAUGUUUGACCAUCAUCCACAUACGCAGGGAAAAUACGCCAAGAGAAAGAGUCGGUUUAAGCGCUCGGAUGGGAGCACCUCCUCUGACACCACCUCCAACAGCUUUGUGCGACAGGGCUCUGCGGACUCCUACACCAGCCGGCCGUCAGACUCGGACGUGUCGCUGGAGGAGGAUCCCGAAGCUCUGAGGAAGGAGGCUGACAGGCAGGCUCUUGCCACACUUGAGAAAGCAAAGACCAAACCAGUGGCAUUUGCCGUGCGCACAAAUGUCGGCUACAACCCAGGCCCCAACGACGAUGUUCCUGUGCAGGGCAUGGCCAUUUCUUUUGAAGCCAAAGACUUCUUGCAUAUUAAAGAGAAGUACAACAAUGACUGGUGGAUCGGGCGUCUGGUGAAGGAAGGCUGCGAGGUGGGCUUCAUUCCCAGCCCGGUUAAACUGGAGAACACGCGUCUUCUGCAGGAGCAGCGGAUGAGGCAGAACCGGCUCAGCUCCAGUAAAUCAGGAGGAAGCUCUAGUCUGGAUGUUGCCACGGGAACCCGCAGGCCCACCCCACCUGGCACAGCUCACGUGGAUAUUUCCACGAUGCCCUUUGACGCUGACCCCCUCGACCUGGAAGCCGAGGAGCCCCCUGAGUCCCAGGGAGAGCCUCGCUCCUCCAAGGGCAUGUCGGGGAGCGUAACGUCCCCUCAGGCCAACGCCCACCGACUGCCCUUCUUUAAGAAGAUGGAACACGUCCCUCCCUACGAUGUGGUUCCCUCCAUGAGACCCAUCAUUCUGGUGGGACCGUCUCUCAAAGGCUAUGAGGUGACAGACAUGAUGCAGAAAGCUCUCUUUGAUUUUCUGAAACACAAGUUUGAAGGAAGAAUAUCCAUCACGCGGGUGACAGCAGACAUCUCUCUGGCCAAACGUUCAGUCCUGAACAACCCCAGCAAACACACCAUCAUCGAGCGCUCCAGCACUCGCUCCAGCCUGGACGUACUGGCUGAGGUGCAGAGUGAGAUUGAGCGCAUCUUCGAGCUGGCCCGAACCCUGCAGCUCGUUGCUUUGGAUGCAGACACCAUCAACCACCCCACUCAGCUGGCAAAGACCUCUCUGGCUCCCAUCAUCGUCUAUAUCAAAAUAGCAUCUCCCAAGGUUCUCCAGAGGCUCAUUAAAUCCAGAGGAAAGUCUCAGGCGAAACAUCUAAACGUUCAGAUGGUUGCAGCAGACAAGCUGGCUCAAUGUCCACCUGAACUGUUUGACAUCAUCCUGGAUGAGAACCAGCUGGAGGACGCAUGCGAACACCUGGCUGACUACCUGGAGGCUUAUUGGAAGGCAACACACCCACCUAGCAGCAACCCUCCCAACCCCCUACUCAACCGUACUAUGGCCACGGCGGCCCUCGCUGCGUCUCCCGAGCCCGUCUCCAACCUGCAGGGCCAGUACCUGGUGCACGGUGAGCACAAGAGGGAAGGUGUCUUAACAGAAUCCGGCGGCAGCAGCACUCUGCGUGACUACAAGAGCGACCUGGGAGGAAAGCCUCAGCAGCAUCACCAACAGCAGGCGUGCCUGCGCUCGUCCCGCGGCCAGCUUCGAGGGGGGAGCAGCCGUGGCCUGUCACGGCAAGACACCUUCGACUCCGAGACCCAGGGAAGCCGGGACUCGGCCUACACCGAGGCCGGGGACUCUUGCAUGGACAUUGAGACUGAUCCGUACGAAGAGCCGGAGCCUUACCGAAGUGGUGGGGGCAGCCGCCUCCACCUGGCUCAGCAUCAUGGCCGACAGGCCUCCUGGGAGGACGAAGGUGCAGAGCCAGACCAGGAGAACCUGAACCACCCUCCAAUGCCGAGCCAGACGCAGCCGCAUGGACGUGCCAAGCUGAAGGAGCGCUACUGCCAGGACCCCGUGGACACAGGAGCCAACAUAAGCCGCAACAAGAACCAGGACGACUGGGGGAGGGACGUGUACAUCCGCUGAACCCUCACCUUUCACCUUUCUACAGAGAAAAAGGGAGCCACAGACUGAGAACAGAAAUGUGGGGUUGGGGAAAAGGGCAGAUUCCUUGAGAUGUUAACCCUUCAACACCGGAGACGUCGUCUUCGACACCUAAAUAACACACACUCUUUCACAUAUCGCAACUCUACGAUCGUUUACGCAAUCAGCGUGAAUCGUUUGAUUGUGACGCUGAGAAAAGCAGGUUUCCAUAUCAGCUGUGCACCGUUAUGCGACACUUAACAUUAUACAGUUGAGAACUGAACUGAGUGACUCCUCCCCCUUGCCGUUCCAAAUAGGAAGUACCCGCUGGCUCCAAGAAGCCAAAAUCCUUUAAACUUCUAUGGAGAAAUAAACAGCUGUUACUCAGUCAUUCUA
This is a messenger RNA of Oryzias latipes (Japanese medaka), 2573 nucleotides long. The record is from RefSeq and is a predicted model, not a curated record. NCBI's taxonomy places the organism in Eukaryota, Metazoa, Chordata, Actinopteri, Beloniformes, Adrianichthyidae.